Messenger RNA from Penaeus monodon (black tiger shrimp), 982 nucleotides. RefSeq names its product caspase-1-like. The coding region runs from base 153 to 716 and encodes 187 amino acids. Gene Ontology annotation, cellular component: cytoplasm. Gene Ontology annotation, biological process: apoptotic process; proteolysis. The record is from RefSeq and is a predicted model, not a curated record. NCBI's taxonomy places the organism in Eukaryota, Metazoa, Arthropoda, Malacostraca, Decapoda, Penaeidae. The transcript is spliced from 5 exons.
CCUUAGCUCAAUUUAGUCUUCAUGUUGUGAAAUCUGUACACAUAUUUGUCUCCACAGCACAUGCUUUGUUUUACUAAUUUCCUCUUUCUAAAUAUUCCUUAGAUGCUCAUGACAUUGACCACAGUGACUGUGAUGCACUAGUUAUAGUAUUCAUGAGUCAUGGGGAGAGUAACAUAUUAUAUGGUCAAGAUGGAGCCUUCAAGGAAGACCUUCUUUUCGAGGAAUUCCUGGCAGACCGUUGCCCAACUCUAGCUGGAAAACCCAAGUUAUUCUUUAUUGAGGCAUCUCGUGGCGAAGGCUUACAAAAACCAGUAACUUCGCCAGAGGAGGAAGACACAGAGGGGGUUCCUGCUUAUACAGGUGGUCCAAUAGAGGUUCAAUUGGAGCAAAAGGGAGAGAUCAGAGAGGAAGUCAUUCCUGAGGAGAUCGCCUGCCACGCGGACUUUUUGAAGUGCUGGUCAACCCCCCCGGGUUAUUAUUCUUGGCGUAACACAACCAAUGGGUCCUGGUACGUACAGUCACUCAAUCAUGUAUUCUCCAGAGCCACUGGGAAAGAGGAGAUCAUGGAUCUUUUGACUAUGACCAACAUGAGAUUAAAUUCACAUUUCCAAAGUAAUUGUCCAAGCCAACAAUACCUUCACGGGAAAAAACAGACGGCUUUUUUUGAGUCAACUCUGACAGCAAAAUUAUAUUUGACACCAUCUUCCUCUAACUAAACCCAAUGAAACUGACCAUGAGGAUGGAUGCAGGAAGGUAAGGAGGUGCAUCCCACGGAUCAAUGGGCGCUCACAAACACAGCAGCCUCCCUCGAACUGCCUCUUGAACCAAAGUUGGAAGGACAGCACGGUGCUCCUUAAUUUUAUUAUGGUUAUUGUGUCUUUUCAUUGGUAUUUUGGGGUAUUUUAAGUCCAAAGGUGAGAUCCUACUUUGCCUAGUUGUUUUUGAAGUUGGAAAACUAAGAAAAUUAUUAUCAUAUAUAUAU